AUGCACAUGAGCAGGGGGGAGGCCUGUCAGCUCUCGCAUAUCGGCCUCGCUUUUGUGUCGGUCGUCCUGGACAUGUGACACGAGAAGCAUCGACAUGCUACAUCUCGUCAGCCGUGUCUUUGACAUUCCAUAGUGCACCUCGAUCACCUUUCAAGAAAAACUUUGUCAGCCAGCGCCUACGCUCUUGGACAUCAUGCCCACAAAGGGUGAUCAUCCAUGCAAUGGAAAGGAGGACAAAUGUAAAUCGAACACUGUGAAGUCUGAACAAAUGCCCAGUUCUACAAGCCCUAAACACUGCAAAACGGCCUCGGCACCGUUAUUGUGCCCUGUCUGCAACAAAGCUUUUGGUCGAAAAUAUCACCUGGUGAGGCACCUGCAAAAUGCAGUUUGUUCUGUAGAACAGAAGCUUUCUUUACCAUGUCCUACAUGUGGCAAAGUAUUUUCCUCGAAGGCGAAACUCGACUACCACAUUACUGUCCAUGGCACAACAUCAGAAAGUUGCAAAACGUCUCCCCUCAAGCAGUUUGAGUGCCACCAGUGUGGUCGUUUCCUGUGGUCACAGUCUCAGCUGAAGAUUCACCAACGAACCCACACCGGGGAGCGACCGUUCACCUGCACCGAGUGUUCCAAGACGUUUGUCUCCCUGGGUGCUCUGAACAAGCACAAGCUUUCUCACUCGGAGGAAAAGCCCUUCGUAUGCCCCCACUGCCCGGCCAGAUUUUCCUUAAAAGGAACGCUCAACAGGCACAUUCCCACGCACACAGGCAUUCGUGCUCACAAGUGUCCCCACUGCCCCAAGGAUUUCAUCCAGGCUGUGGCACUCCAAGCCCACCUUGUUACUCACACAGGCAGCAACGGUUUUCCCUGCCGCGUAUGCGGCCACAUGUUCUCCCGCAAGGCCCGCAUGAAAGAGCACGUGCUGUGCGUUCACGAGGGCCUGCGCAAGUUUAAAUGCGACUUAUGCGCCAAGUUGUUCUCUCGCAAGGAUGAUCUCGCCACUCACCAGGAGCACAGGCAUGGCCUUGUCAGCAAGCCUCUAGGCGGUCUAAACCCGGCAUGGAGCAGCUUGACACUCAUGACGAUGGGCUCUGGCAGUUUGUCACCUCCCGGGGCUUUCGUUCAAGAUGCAUUCUUAAAAGACUCUGUGAUAACUCAUCAGUCAGUGCCAGAUAUGUCACCUGGCUCCUACAGUGCGGCUGCUCAUGUGGAGACAAAAAAGCUUAAGCAUGAUGUUGUAGGUGACAAACGUACCACACAUGAUCCAUUCCACCAAACUCACACUAAUGACGGCCAUCUACACGGUAAAACAUUGUAUGUUAAGCCGUCAGGUAUGAAUGAAAAUUGUGAGAAUAGUAAUCCUGUUGCUCUUCCAGAUAAAAUUUUCCAUAACGAUGGUCUAAGAGAAGCCCUCCACUCUCAAGAGCAAUGCAAUAAUGCUUGCACUGUAGGCAACCAAAGCAUGGAUAUGAAACAUUCAUGUACAUCUAACGUUUCUGCAAGCUCUAAUCGAAACAAUGUUUACCUUAAAAGUGAGCACUCAUUACAGGAGUCGGAGGAAAAUUGCGAUAGCCUUAAAAACCGCAUAGAGGAGUUUCUCUGCUUCCUCAUUGAAAAACCAAUACUCAAGAGGCUUGGGUGGCCCAGUGCACAUUUAAGUGACUUGUUGGAGGCUGUGAUCCGUCACUGUGGCUGCAGCCCAUCCGAGUCUGAGUUUGACUCUCUUGCCGAUAAGCUCAGAGAAAACUGCAAGGUACUGUUUACAAAAGUACUUGAAGAUGAUGUUGCUGGGAAGCUUCUUGAUGACGAUGAGUCUGUAGAUGUUGUACUUGAUAAGGUUCUAGAGCUAGCCAGGCUGAGCUAAUGUGUAUGUCUGACAAUGCUUUGUAAUGUGGUUGAUAUCUUUUCUGACACCCCCAAAAAACAUGGAAGACUAGGAUAGUUCCAACAAAUGGUGAAAUUAAGGAGCCCUUUGGUUAUGGUUGCUUUUCGUUCAUUAAACAAUUAGGAACCUUACAGGGGAGAGUGUUUGCCACAAAUGAGCAUAAAUAAUCACUAGGAGGCAAGUUUCCUUCUUUUCAGUGUUAAUUUUGAUGUCACUUUGUCAUUGUGCAUAGUAUGCAACAGGCAAGACCGCUGUGGCCGUGUUGAUAGUUCGAAUUGCAGUUAAUCUGUUAUCAAUACUAUGUUGCUAAUAGAGGAGUUGUAUGAAUGUCAAGGAUAUGAUUAUUGAAUGUAAUUCGUGUGGAAGAUAUGUACAAAGCUUGAUGGGAAUAUGUCAGAAGAGCAUUGAAAAAGAUAGUCAAUUCAGGGUUUAUUUGUUUGUUGCAGUUCAGUUUUCUGAACCUGUUUUUGGAGUGGAAAUCGUUUUUGGUGUUGACCUUCGUUUAAUGAUGUUCUACGUGUUUGUGGUAGACAUACAAGCGUGCACUUCCAUAUUUAGUGAAUGGAGCUUUAAGCAACAACAGUAUUGUGGGGUUUCAGUUUAGUAGCAUUCCCUUCACAUUCCUUGUCUACUUCUAAUUGUGUGAAAGAUUGAGUACCUUGAGACCUGAUAUCAGGUCACUGAAGUGCACAGAUCCUUUUUGAAGAUCACUGCUUAUAGCAUGCCUAUAGCAUUUCAAUGCUGCGGCUUAAUUAAUGCAGUACUUAUAAUUAUUUGAAUCCAGAUACGGGCAUCUGUAACUUACUUUGAUAUGUAGAUCAUGUACUAAGCUGGGGCUCUGGAAGUGUAUUUGGCAGUGCGGGGGGGGCAAGAGCUGGGAUUCGUUCUGCCUACACUAACUUUUUUGUCACUGUGAAACAAGGGCCUAAUUUACUAUAGUAGAGGGGUAGCCAACCCUUAGGACUAUGGGGGCGGUGCCCCCUUGCGGUAAAACCUGUCUGCCCCUCCCCCCACCUAUCCUGACCCCGUUUCUGGAGCCCCUGUGUUCAGAUCCUCACCAGAACAUUAACUGGAUCUCGACUUGGUAUAUUGCUCAAAAAAUGUCCUGUCCUGUGCUCUUACCAGGAGUUCAUUCCAAGUGCAUCUCAAACACUUUGAUGUGUGCAUAGCUACCAUUCUAACGCAGGCUAUUUACAAGGCUGUGUUAUGCUCAUUCCUUUUUUUUCAUUCUGUGAACAUCUGUCAUGCAAAAGAAGUCCAGGUCGUGAACAUGCAUUGCCUUUGUCUGAAAUUCCAGUAGUCGUUCUGCUCUGUGCAAAGUGUCAUAACUUAAACACUUUCAGGGAAAUGUCAGUGCUGUAACUUUGUCAAUCGUAGAACCCUUCUUUUGAAGUGUAUGAAGGGGCAUCGAACACAUGUAUGUGUAAAUGGCCUAUCUGUGCGAGAAUCUUGCUGAUGUUUCUGGUAGGUUUUUAUUUUUCAGUGGUUUAUUUGAUGUACUAUGUUCUAAUUCAUGUAAUCCAAUGGCCAAUACUAUUUCACCUGAAAACUAAUUCUCAUGCCAGCUUUAUUAAGUGUUUAGCUGGCAAUAUGAGAAUUUAAUGUUUCUUAAAUGUGAACUACCUCACUUGUGUGCGUCUAAUAGGCCGGGUGUGGUAACAUGGUUGCCAUGUGGCCAGAAUUAGUCAAGAUGUAAACAGGAGGUGUGAAGAGCUAUCUUUAACUAGGUUCAUUCACUGUAAUUCAGUGAAAGCAUUUCUAUCACUAUUGAAAGUUUGUGAAAAGCAGAUGAGCUAAAAUUUUGAAGAAAAAAAGAAAACAUGUUUGUUGGCAUUUGUGUGCAAUGGAAUCCAGGAGACUUAACCAGAUAAUAUGAAUAGUAGGGGAAACUACUCAAUUUUUCUUGUGUUGAUGGUUACUUAAAACAUAAUUGAUGAAUGAAAAUUGCACCAUCAUGAUGAAAGUUAUACCAUCAUGGUAUUGCACUCAGGCAUCCUCUAUGUUUACUUGGCAUUAUUUGUGCCAUUUAUUGUGAGAAAAAUAGUAUGUCUGUCAAAAAGCUGUGAAGCAUUGAGUGUGCCAUUAUAGCCCCUUUGUAAUUUGCAUGUGCAUUAUGUAUUGAGAGGUGCAAAUUCAAUGCAUUUAAUAUGAAGGCUUGUUUGACCCGGUAAGACCCGGUAAUAAUUGUGGCAUUACUUGUUUGAGAGUACGUUGAGAUGAGCUUUGUGCAUAAUUGCUGUGAUAUGGAUGAUCAAAUUGUAGUUCUCGAAAUAAACCAUUUUCUCCCAUUGA
Dermacentor andersoni is the source of this 4174-nucleotide messenger RNA. RefSeq lists its product as uncharacterized. The record is from RefSeq and is a predicted model, not a curated record. Lineage: Eukaryota; Metazoa; Arthropoda; Arachnida; Ixodida; Ixodidae. Gene Ontology annotation, cellular component: nucleus. Gene Ontology annotation, biological process: regulation of transcription by RNA polymerase II. Gene Ontology annotation, molecular function: RNA polymerase II transcription regulatory region sequence-specific DNA binding; DNA-binding transcription factor activity, RNA polymerase II-specific.